Messenger RNA from Hibiscus syriacus, 1937 nucleotides. RefSeq lists its product as uncharacterized. Bases 331 to 1782 code for a protein of 483 amino acids. NCBI's taxonomy places the organism in Eukaryota, Viridiplantae, Streptophyta, Magnoliopsida, Malvales, Malvaceae. The transcript is spliced from 6 exons. The record is from RefSeq and is a predicted model, not a curated record.
UAAUUUACAAGAGUAGACAGUAAUAAGACAAAACUAAAGGUGGUUCCUCUUUAGGUUUUAUUACUACAACGUUAACUUUCUCAUUUCUCUUCCUCGCCGCCUUCUUUUUUCUUCUUCACUCUCUCUGCUUCUGCCUCUCUGCAUGAAGGUGAACUAUGGAGCAAUCUUCUUCGGCGCAUUGCUUUUUGGUACUAUGACUGUUGUAUGGCUUCUGAACAAAUGCUGAUGGAUGUUAAUCCAGGUAAUAAACUACAUUGUGCUGCAAAAGUUACAGUUCACAAGCAGAAGAUGAUUCCCUUGGAUGAUUUGAUUGGGAAGAGUUCAAGGUGAAUGAUUAAGUGGGAAGAGAGCAUCGAUAACAUGGAGAUUGAGAUGCAUAAACAAAAUAAGGCUCCCGAGAAUAUCGAGGUUGAUAUACUUGGAUGCACAAAUAAUAAUUACACCACAACAAUUGAAAUUGAGGAUCCGGAUGCAACUGAAUGUUCCAGCUCAUUUGCCGACACCAUAUCUGAUACCGAUAAAUGUUCUGAGUUGAGUGAUGCUGAAGUGGAAUCCCAUUUCAUUGGUGAUGCUGCUUUUGCAUCUGCUUACCAACCGUUUAGUAGCGUGUUUCAUAUGAGGAAGAAGAGGCUGACAAAUCACUGGAGGAACUUCAUUCGGCCUCUCAUGUGGCGCUGCAAAUGGGUGGAACUGAGAAUCAAACAAAUAGAGUCUCAAGCAGGAAAGUACACCAGAGAACUUUCAGCAUACAAUCAGAGAAAGUUUUCUGGAAUUGAUCAAUCUGCACUGGAAGGUUUUGGUUCAAAGUCAUUGCCAUUUUCUAGUCAGUAUAACCGUAAAAAGGCCAUAAAGCGGAGGAGACGAAAGAGAAUUGAAGAAACAACCGAUGUAGCGUCAUACAUGUCAAGCCAUAACUUAUUUUCCUAUUUUGAAAACAGGAAAAUCAUUCCUGAUGAUGCUUAUAUUGCCGAUGAUUUUCCCAACACAGCUGAUACAGACCAACAUGCAGAAUGCAAUGAUAAAUCCGGCAUUAAUAAUGAUCAAUUACUUUUCGAGUUCAGAGAUGAAAAUAAUUCCUUGGACCAAGUCCUUAGGAAGAUUGAAAUCGUGCAUGCUAAGAUUCAAAAACUCAGGAAUCAACUUGAUCAAGUGAUGUCCAAAAAUAUUUCGAAGUUUUCUUCCUCUGAGAAUUUGAGCCUCCUUGCUGUUUGUGAUGCUCAAACCAGCUCUGCCCCUAGCCCUACGGUUUCAGCUGGCAACGGAGACACAAUAUCCACCGGACCUGCAUUUAACACAACUCAACAAAUUUGUGAAUAUGCUGGAGAUAUAGUCAUGCCCGCAAGUGCCAUUUCAAGUUAUGGAAAGGCUUUCCAUGUUCCUGAUAUUAUUGAAAGCACUGUUGGAUUGUUGUCGUCUGCAGAAGUUACCUGCCACCAGCCACAACUGGUAGAUUCGUGCGAAGAUAUUGUGGAAAAUGUUCCGAUACAGAACGAAGGAAUCGCCGGAGAUAAACAAGCUUUAAUGGCGACAAACAGUCAGUCCGUAAAGGAACAUCUUCAAGCCGAGAAAGUAGAAGGAGAGAGUGCCGAUCCUUCUCGUGUUCCGACAUCAGAACCUAAUAAUGCAACAGAAGACAUAGCGUCUCAGGAGCAAUCGAUUCUGAGACCAUGUCUAGCGUCGGACAUCUAUUUCCCUAAGAGCAAAAGAAAGCGCGGGGAACGUAAAGCCGGUUCGGUUGGUUGGAGCAGGAAACCCGCUGGUGAGCCUGAUAAUAGCCAGUGACUUCAUUUCUGAUAGUUCACUAAGCUUAGUAUGCUCUGUGUUGCUAACAAGUCAAUCAUAAACACUUAGUAGGUACUGUAACCGGAACUCGAUUUUUCGGAGCCACUGUUGUAGUUUCUGAUAAACUGGCCUCAACCAACAGUUUUCAUGGGGUC